Klebsormidium nitens is the source of this 600-nucleotide messenger RNA. The record is from the annotation of a GenBank genome assembly. NCBI's taxonomy places the organism in Eukaryota, Viridiplantae, Streptophyta, Klebsormidiophyceae, Klebsormidiales, Klebsormidiaceae.
UUUCGCAGCAGCAAGGGGGCUUGGUAUUGCGAGGGGAAGCGCGACGGGUGCCCAAGCCUCACCGACUGCUCGCACGUCAUAGCGGCAAAAGCAGCUCUGAGGAAUGAGGGAGACCUUCCAGUUGCCGAUCAGAUGGUUCUGAGGCUCUCGGAGCCGCUGUCGGAGGCUGCGCUUGGCUGGCUCGAGGCGUGGAGCGGGGUCUUGCCGGCACUUGGGGGAUGCUCCGCCGUGGACACCCCCUCGCAAAGAGGAGGUGAUGCGGAGCUGUCGGAGGAGGAGCGGUAUCUUGUUGGCUUGCUGGAGCGGCGGCCCCAUGAGCAAGCGACCUGCGCCGGCGACUCGUGCUUCUGUCGUCAGCACGAUCGCCUCUUUGGAGAGGCCGCCGCCGCACAAACCUCCAACAAUCGGGAGAGCAAUGGGGGCAAUCGUGGCAGGGAAGGGGGGUCGGCUGAGGAGGAUGAGCCCCCUCGCAAACGGGCGAGGCGCAAUAAGGCUUUUUGGGAGGCACACAAGCAAGGCUCGCGAGGUCCAGCCACAGGAGUGGGGUGGGGCGCUCGGCCGCCGACAGAAGCGAGGGGCAAGGAGGCAAUUCGAGGCUAG